Messenger RNA from Clonostachys byssicola, 2766 nucleotides. NCBI's taxonomy places the organism in Eukaryota, Fungi, Ascomycota, Sordariomycetes, Hypocreales, Bionectriaceae. The record is from the annotation of a GenBank genome assembly.
AUGAACGCUCUCGCCCCCCGAACGAUGGCCUCCUCCCGCCACGCCGUACGAGCAUCUGCGUCGGCCGCUGUCCGUCAGUUCCACUCGACGCCUUCUCGCUUGGUCGUCCACCACGCCCCAAAUGAGAAGACCUUUAAGAACCACCUCGCACAGAACGACAAGGUCAUUGUGGACUGUUUCGCCGAUUGGUGCGGCCCUUGCAAGGCCAUCUCCCCGAUCCUGGAAAAGCUUUCCGAGACGGAUGAGUUCAAGCAGAUCCACUUUGUCAAGUUUGACGUUGACGAGCUCCCAGCGCUGAGCCAGGAGCUGGGCGUCCGGGCGAUGCCGACCUUCUUCUUCUUUAAGGAUGGGAAGAAGGUGGAUGAGAUGGUUGGCGCCAAUCCUGGUGGGCUGCAGACUAAGCUGAAGCUGCUUUCUCAGAGCGCUGGCGUCUCGGGCCUCACUUCAGCCUUGUUGCUCUCGAAGAGUAUCGAGGGAUGUGACCUGACUAUCGUGGCUAAGCAUAUGCCCGGUGACUACGAUAUUGAGUAUGCGUCACCAUGGGCAGGUGCCAACUUUGAGCCUCGUGUCUACAGACGAAACAAGGACAUGAAGGUUAAGGGCCAACUGGGCCUCUUCGCCCUCGACCCCUGGUUCAAGGACUUGUUCGACGACUACCGGGAGCUCGACAAGGACGAGCUCCUCCCCGGCACCGACUCGGGCUGCGGAUUCACCAGCGUCUGCAUCAACACGGCCAUCUACCUCCCCUGGCUCCUUGGACAGUGCCGCAAGGCCGGCGUCGUCUUCAAGCGCGGGGUCCUCGGGAACAUCAGGGAGGCCAAGGCCCUGAGCCACACGGGACGCCCGGCGGACAUCAUCAUCAACACGACGGGCCUGGGCGCGCGCAAGCUCGGCGGCGUCGAGGACGCGGCGCUGGCACCGAUCAGGGCGCAGAUUGUGCUUGUGCGCAACGAGCUGCCGACCAUGCUGUCUGUCUCUGGGACGGAGGAUGAGCCUGCUGAUUUGAUCUACACCAUGCAGAGGGCCGCGGGCGGGGGCACGAUCCUCGGCGGGACCUACGAUAUGAACAAUUGGGAGUCUGCACCGGAUCCGAACAUUGCCCUCCGGAUCAUGAGGCGGGUUGUCGAGGCGCGGCCUGAUAUCGCCAACGGGAAGGGUGUUGCGGGUCUGGAUGUCAUUCGGCACGGGGUUGGGCUGCGGCCAUACCGCCACGGGGGUGUUAGGAUUGAGGACGAGAAGCUGGACGAGAGCACGUGGAUUGUUCACAACUACGGGCAUGCUGGAUGGGGAUAUCAGGGGUCCUAUGGGUGUGCAGAGCGGGUGGUAGAGCUGGUGGACAAGAUCCGGGCUCAGGUGAAGAGCAAGCUUUCCGUCGCGUGGCGCCUCGACUCGGAAUUCUUCCCCCCAAACCUGCAAGACCCCACCACAACGUCAAGCUCGGAGCGUCAGAGGAGAGCUCCAAUGGCUUCCUCUCGAGCCCAAGGCCUUCCCGGGCCCGUUCGAUUCAUUCUCGAUGUCGCCACUCGCCGAAACCAGUAUGCCAAAUUCAUCCCUCCGCUGCUCUGGCUUGGUGAUGCGCUGCUCACCUGCCUCGUCAUCUGGAAGGUCCCUUAUACCGAGAUCGACUGGGUCGCGUACAUGGAGCAGGUGUCGCAGUAUGUCAAUGGCGAACGAGACUACACGAAGAUGGAGGGAGGCACGGGGCCCCUUGUCUACCCAGCAGCACACCUCUACACAUACACCGGUCUUUACUACCUGACGGGCGAGGGGAAGAAUAUUCUCCUUGCCCAGCAGCUUUUCGCUGUGCUGUACAUGGCCACCCUGGCGGUGGUGAUGCUAUGUUACUGGCAAGCCAAGGUCCCGCCGUACGUCUUCCCGCUCCUGAUCCUAUCCAAACGACUGCACAGCGUCUUCGUCCUCCGUUGCUUCAACGAUUGCUUCGCUGUCUUCUUCCUCUUUCUCGCCAUAUUCCUCUUCCAGCGCAGGUCGUGGACUUUCGGAGCGAUUGUGUUUUCGUGGGGGCUGGGUAUAAAGAUGUCGCUUCUCCUCACACUACCUGCUGUGGUCAUCCUCCUGUUCCUAGGACGAGGGUUCUGGCCCUGCUUGCGGGUGCUUUGGCUGAUGGCACAGGUCCAAUUGGCAAUCGCGAUUCCUUUCCUCUCCACGAACGCCAAGGGCUAUUUGGGACGAGCGUUCGAGCUGUCUCGCCAGUUCAAGUUCGAGUGGACCGUCAAUUGGCGUAUGAUGGGUGAAGAAGUCUUCCUCAGCCGGCCGUUUGCGCUUGCUCUCUUGGGGUGCCAUGUCGUGUUCCUCCUAAUCUUCAUCAUCGUCAAGUGGCUGCAGCCAGCCGACCGCCCGCUUCUGGACAUGAUUUUGUCUGUUAUACAGCUCAAGCCCCCAUUCACGCCGCCAGAGGAGCGACGUGUAUCGCUCAAGGUCACCCCGGAGUUUGUCAUGACCACAAUGCUGUCCGCCAACGUAAUUGGCUUGUUAUUCGCCCGAUCCCUGCACUACCAGUUCUAUGCCUAUCUGGCUUGGUCCACGCCCUACCUCAUUUGGCGGUUUCGGUCAAAUCUCUUGCUCGUGUAUGGCGUCUGGCUGGCCCAGGAGUGGGCAUGGAACGUCUUCCCAAGCACCCCCAUCAGCUCGGCAGUUGUUGUCAACGUCUUGGGUCUCACUGUCCUCGCAGCUUACUUUAGCUCGUCAGAGGACGAGAGAGCUGCCCGGGCACAGGCCUCAUCUUCUGAGCCAAAGAAGACAAAAUAA